AUUAAUAAUGCAACAUUUAUUAGGUUUCAUUUGCUCUUGGAUCCCCGGUCAUCCACUGCGCCCCCUGCUGAUUGGAGCUGGAGCUGCAGUCGUGGCCGCUGGAGUUUUUCAUUUUGAGAAGAAACGACGUUUGGAUGAGAAGGUCAAGGUGUCCAAGCUGGAGGACAAAGUGAGAGAGUUGGAGGACCUGAUCUGUGAGACACAGAGAGAGUGUGAGAAAAAAACUGAGGACUUGCAGGCCACUCUGGAUGAAGCUGAGGACAAAUAUGAGAAGACGAUGAAGUCCAAAGUUGAGCUAGAGAAAGAGAACUCUGACUUGAUAUCCAACAAAAAUUUGCUGCAAGACACAGUGCAGGAGCACACGAAAAAACUUCAUGAUGUAUAUGAGAAGUGCACCGAGUUAACGAAGGAGUAUGAGCAGGAGAAGGAGGAACACGAAAUGUUGAAGUCAGAGUAUACUAAGGCGAAGGAAUCUAUAGAAGAGUGCCGCUAUCAAAUAGAAUGCUUCAAGUUGGUAGUGGCCCAUACUGAGAAGAAAUGUGAGGAGAUGACGAAGGUUACUACUGAGCUACAGAAGGAGAACUCCCACAUGGCAUUAGACAUUGCCGAACUGAAAAACAAAGUGGAGAAGAAAGACCAAGAACUCAGUAAAGCAAACACGAUGUACAACAUGGCAAAGUUGGAUUAUGAGCAGGAGAAGGAAGAUCACAACAUACUGCUGAGAGAGUACACAGAGUUAAUAAACACUUUAGCACAAAAUGAGGAGUCACUAAGGAGUUUGCAGGAUGCUCUGGCUAGAACUGAGGAGAACUGUAAGCUAAUGGAAGAGUCCACUGCUGAGUUAACGUCUACUGAAUUCUACCUGACAUCAGACUUGGACCAUCUGAAUGACUGGGUGAACAGGUUGAAGGACAAUCUCAGUAAAAUCGAGUGCCAGCAAAAUAAGAUAAUAGAGGAUCAUCAGAAAACAAAGGAGGAUUACAACCUCCUGAAGUCAAAGUAUGAGGUGCUAUUACUGCGGUACAAAGAGUUUCAGCAGGAGAAGGAGAAGGAGAAGGAGCGUCACAAUAUCCUGAAUACUCAGUACAAUCAGAUGAAGGAGACCUUUCCGUUAAAGAUGCAGGUGUCUGAACUGAUGUGCCAGGUGACCAUACUGCAAGGCUCAGUACAGCAGCUGGAGGAACAGCUCUGUGAUACACGCAGGAAAUGCAGCGAGAUGAAGGCGAAGAGAGAAGAAGAAAAGAAGGCUCACAAUUUACUGCAGCUGAAGUACCAAGAGAAGAAGGAAGCAUUAGGAAAUUGCAGGAUGUUAAUCACGAGACAACUCAGACCUGCACCUGAGGACCGAAUGGAUCCAUAAACCCCAAAUAGUUUAACACCUGAUGUACUACUUACUAUAACCCCAUAUAAUUGUCUUUAAGGUUUCUUGUGAAGUUUAGUGGUUGUAUGUGUGAGCUCCUUGAUGCUGAACCCUUAAUAAUUGUUGCAUCAUUUUCAGAAAUAAUGUUAUGUGUUUCAGUUGAGCACUACUAGCUCAGUUGUUAAACUGAGAUAAAAUUUAAGUUGCUCUUGAUAAGGGUGUCGGCCAAAUGCCAGAAAUGUAAAUGUAGUACCUUCUGGCCUGUUAUUGCUGUUAGGUGCAGCUUUGUUAGGGGAAAAUGGAGGAGAUCACCACUGCAAUCCUAUAGAACUGGCCAAAUGGCUGGAUCAAUUGGUGAAAUUGGUCAGGGAGCAAUAAAUUGAUGUGUAUGUAGUGUAUUAACAUUAAGGAGUUAUGAUUGUGAAUGAAAGGGAGGGAAGUGGAACAGUAAGAUUACAGGGUGAAGAGAUGAAGAAGGUACAGGAGUUUAAGUACUUGGGGUCAACAGUCCAGAGUAAUGGAGAGUGUGGGAAAGAGGUAAAAAAGCGCGUACAGGCAGGUUGGAAUGGAUGGAGAAAGGUGGUUUUGUGAUAGAAAAAUAUCAGUGAGAAUUAAAGGGGAAGGUGUACAAGACAGUGGUGAGAUGCUGUAUGGUUUAGAGACAGUGUCACUGAGGAAGAGACAGGAGACAGAGCUGGAGGUAGCAGGGUUGAAGAUGUUGAGGUUCUCUUUGGAAGUGACAAGGUUGGACAGGAUUAGGAAUGAGUACAUCAGAAGGACAGCUCAUGUUGGACAUUUGGGGGACAAAGUUUGAGGAGGGAGAGUGAGUACAGUGAGGGAAAUAAUUAUUUGAUCCCCUGCUGAUUUUGUACGUUUACUCACUGACAAAGAAAUGAUCAGUCUGUAAUUUUAAUGGUAGGUUUAUCUGAACAGUGAGAGGCAGAAUAACAACAAAAACAUCCAGAAAAACGCAUUUCAGAAAAAUUAUACAUUGAUUUUCAUUUUAUUGAGUGAAAU
Molecule: messenger RNA, 2377 nt
Organism: Hemibagrus wyckioides
Lineage: Eukaryota; Metazoa; Chordata; Actinopteri; Siluriformes; Bagridae
Product: paramyosin-like
Exons: 12
Coding region: 8-1360 (450 amino acids)
Source: RefSeq, a predicted model, not a curated record